Quercus robur (English oak) is the source of this 1245-nucleotide messenger RNA. RefSeq names its product heat shock protein 90-5, chloroplastic-like. NCBI's taxonomy places the organism in Eukaryota, Viridiplantae, Streptophyta, Magnoliopsida, Fagales, Fagaceae. Bases 637 to 972 code for a protein of 111 amino acids. Gene Ontology annotation, cellular component: perinuclear region of cytoplasm; cytosol; protein-containing complex. The transcript has 7 exons. Gene Ontology annotation, molecular function: ATP hydrolysis activity; ATP-dependent protein folding chaperone; ATP binding. Gene Ontology annotation, biological process: protein folding; cellular response to heat; protein stabilization. The record is from RefSeq and is a predicted model, not a curated record.
AAAAUUAGAAACACGGAACUUAUAUAAAGUUACAGAACAAAUCAAAGUUUUAUAGAUAGCUCUCACAGUUUCUCAUUUUCUCACCAGUAGCUCAAAUCUCUCUCACACAAAACCUAGAAAUUUCAAAGCCAAUUCAUAGCUCUCAAUCAUGGAAAUUUCGAAGCUCUAGGUCAUGGCAAUUGCAUAGCUAUUGGUCUCUCAAUGCGGUGGCUCUGUCUCAUCGUCACUCACAAAAUCGAAGUAGAAGUCUUCUGUCAACUCCUCUACUCUUCGCCUACCUCAUCUAAUCUCCCCCAAUUUUCUAGGGUUUCAAGCUCAAUCGCCACUGUGACACGAAGAUCAUUUUGCCUGAUUUGUCUCGAUUCUUCGAUGGAUGAAAAUUCGGUGCGUUUUCAUGUUUUGUUUAUAAAUUGUAAUGUUUGGUUCCUGGGAAAAUUUGAGGGUGAAUAUUUAAAUUCUCUCUCACUUCCUCUCUCUCCCCAAACCCCCAAGAGUCUACUACAAAGGAUGGUCAAGCUAAUAAACAGGUGAGAUUGAAUUUAUUAAUGUAAUUGUUCCAGCAGUUUUUUCACUAUUUGUGGGAUUGAAAGCUAGAACGUUUGUGAGUUCAAAUUACAAGUGCUUGGUAUGAUGUAGAUGUGUUCCCUGCCCACAGAUUUCUUUCGGGUGAAAUUAGAUACUGGUAUUGGAAUGACCAAAGAAGAGCUCAUUGACUGUCUUGGAACUAUUGCUCAGAGUGGUACUUCAAAGUUCUUAAAGGCUCUGAAGGAAAAUAGGGAUCUUGGAGCAGACAAUGGUCUGAUUGGUCAAUUUGGUGUGGGGUUCUAUUCUGCCUUUCUUGUUGCUGAGAAGGGACAUGACAAGUAUGAAUUCUCAGACCCAGCUAGGAUUCAGGGUUUGGUAAAGAAUUACUCUCAGUUGUUUCCUUCCCCAUUUAUACAUGGCAAGAAAAAUCAAGGACUGUUGAGGUGAGACGCCUUAAAUUAUUCUCUGUGUCAGGAAGGUUAUUUGGGAGAUUGAAAAUUUUAGAUCUUUGCAUAGUUUUGUCUGUCCAAUUGUAAAACAAUUAGCUACUUGUUUUUUAAACAACACCCAAGAUGGAAGUUGAAGGUUAUAAGAAUCUUCUAUUUUGAAAGGUAGAUGAACAAUGUAAAUUUGAAAGUGUAAAGGGCAGUAGGCAAAGUAGUUGAGUUGUAUUGAUUUUUACAGUUUGUUUCAAGUUAUUAAAUUCUGAUUAAUGUUAAA